AUGCAACGCGCAGAGAGGGGUAAACUCACACUCUCUCAGGUUAGUUACACACACACACACACACACACACAGGUAGCUUACACAGACAAAUAACGUCAAGUUCAAACCACUAACAUGGUCAGAACUCAGUUACCAAGCUGUUAACUCCAAAAGUUCAAGAUCUUGAUAAUUGUUUCCUCAAUGACCCCUAGAACUGGUACAAACAUAAAUAAUAUAGCCUAUAUUAUAAUCCACGGAAAUGUACCUUCUAUUGAAAUGUGCCUUCUAUUGAAAUGUGCCUUCUAUAGAGGUCCUGGAUGGCUUCCUGCCAUCCAGGACCUCUAUACCAGGCGGUGUCAGAGGAAGGCCCUCAAAAUUGUCAAAGACUCCAGCCACCCUGGUUAUAGACUGUUCUCUCUGCUACCGCACGGCAAGCGGUACCGGAGUGCCAAGUCUAGGUCCAAAAGACUUCUCAACAGCUUCUACCCCCAAGCCAUAAGACUCCUGAACAGCUAAUCAUGGCUACCCAGACUAUUUACACUGCCCCCCCCACCCCAUCUUUUUAUGCUGCUGCUACUCUGUUAAUUAUUUAUGCAUAGUCACUUUAACUCUACCCACAUGUACAUAUUACUUCAACUACCUCAACUAGCCGGUGCACCCCGGCACAUUGACUCUGCACCGGUACCCCCCUGUAUAUAUAUAGCCUCCCUACUGUUAUUUUAUUUUACUUCUGCUCUUUUUUUCUCAACACUUUUUUGUUGUUGUUUUAUUUUACUUAUUAAAAAUAAAUGCACUGUUGGUUAAGGGCUGUAAGUAAGCAUUUCACUGUAAUGUCUGCACCUGUUGUAUUCGGCGCAUGUGGCCAAUAAAAUUUGAUUUGAUUUGAAAUGUUCUUUCCAUGGAAAUUAUCGCAUCACCUUGUAUGACAAGUGACAAGUGAUGUCAAGUCAGAUUGUGUGUGUGUGUGUGUGUGUGUGUGUGUGUGUGUGUAGAUGAUCCCAGAGCUUGAUGCAGAGUGUGUGAGUGCAGCGUCCGACCAGAAGGUCAGUCUUCCUGCUGGGUUCUCUGUUAAGAGCCUGUUGGAGGAAGUCAGAGACUCGGCCACGAUCAACACACACAUUCUGCAGACCGUAGCAACGCUCCGCAGACAAGGUAACACACACACACACACAAACACACACACACAUCUGAAACACCGCAGACAAGGUAACACACACACACACAAACAAACACACACAUCUGAAACACAGAGUCCACCCUUGUACAUUCUAAGGUCACAUUCCAUAUCGUGCCUCCUUGUGUUUCCUGUCAGGGUUAUUGACAGGUGUGUUGGCCAACCAGUGGGUGGAUGACGGUGGGUGUGGAGAUAGCUCUGGCCGGCUCCUCUCUCUGCUGGGCAGCCAUUUUGAUGUGGUGCUACAGUCCUGUCGUACCGGCCUCAGGGUCCCAGAGACCGACCUGUUCACCUCCGCUCUCACACAGCUGGGAGUAACUCCUAAACAGGUUCACACACACUGGGACAAAUGCACACACACACACACACACACACACACACACACACAGACACACACACACACACACAAUCUGACUUGUCAUCACUUGUCACUUGUCAUACAAGGUGAUGCAAGAAUUUCCAUGGAAGGAACAUGAGGUAGAGGUGACCUGUCUGUCUAUAAAGGCUGUUCUGCAGAUCAUAGCACAUAUUAUAACUUUAUUAAAGAGUCAAAUUAAAUGUGUGCACAUACAUUAUCUUAUUAUCUUUGAUCAUGUUAGCAACAACAACUGAUAUCAAUGUCUUGGAGUCACUGCUUGGAGCUUCCAUGGAAAACAUGAAAUCAUCGAAGUUGUAGAUGCUGUUACAUUCCUAAAACCACCCACACCCAUCCCUUCACAAAGCUCUGUCUGCACACGGCCCUAGAAACCAAAUCUGACCUUCCUGUGUAGAGUCGCUCUCAGCUAUUGUCUCUGACAAUGACAUUGCUCAUCCAUAUAUUUAUAUAUUCUUAUUCCAUUCCUUUACUUAGAUUUGUGUGUAUUAGGUAUUUGUUGUGGAACUGUUAGCUAUUACUUGCUAGAUGUUGCUGCGCUGUCGGAACUAGAAGCACAAACAUUUCGCUACACUCGCAAUAACAUCUGCUAACCAUGUGUAUGUGACCAAUACAUUUGAUUUUAAUUAACAACAGAAAGUUAUGUGUCGUAGUUCAGACUUCUUUGGUAGUUCUUAGAAACAUUAUCUUCCUCCUCCUCUCUCUCCCUUCCCUCUGAUGCUCUGUUCUCUGUUCUCUAUUUCUAUUUCUAUUCUCUAUUCUCUAUUCUCUCUUCUCUCUUUCUCUCUCUCUGUCUCUCUGUCUCUGUCUCUGUCUCUCUCUCUCUCUUCUCUCUUCUCUCUUUUCUCUUCUCUCUCUCUCUCUAUUCUCUCUUCUCUCUUCUCUAUUCUCUCUUCUCUCUUCUCUCUUCUCUCUCCUCUCCUCUCCUCUCCUCUCCUCUCCUCUCCUCUCCUCUCCUCUCCUCUCCUCUCCUCUCCUCUCCUCUCCUCUCCUCUCCUCUCCUCUCCUCUCCUCUCCUCUCCUAUUUUCUCUCUUGUUGUAAGUGGACAACUGACCUGUCAGUCUAUACUUCAGGCUCUGUGGUUGGCUGAUGAUGAGGAGGGGGUGGGAGCAGCAGAGGCAGUAGGUAUGACAGCUGUUCUGGUGAAGAACCUGCCUGAAGCUCUGAAACAAGUAGAGACCUUCACUGGAGUACAGGUAACACACACACACCCACACACCAACAUGUUGGAGCUUCUAUUGUCCGUGACAAUGUCUGUGAGUAGGUGACAAUUAUUUUGCAGUAAUCAGCUGCCAAAUUUGUUGUCACCGACUCGCCGAUACAAUCGCUAGCUGCAGUAUUCCAAUCUCCUGUUUUGAUUUAGUAUGUGUGUGUUCCAGGUGGUAACAGGGGAAAGCUACCCAGCCUCUUGCAACCCAGAAGAAGUUUCUCAUGGAUAUGUCACCAUCAAGGUGACAACCCCCCACCCCCACACACACACACAGUGCAGACAAUGCUGUAUGUAGAAGAAAGUGUGUACAUGAUGACACAGUGGUUUUGAAGCUUAUUCAACCAUGUUCAACCCUCUCUCUCUCUCUGUGUCUCUCUCUGUCUCUCUCUCUCUCUCUCUCUCUCUCUCUCUCUCUCUCUCUCUCUCUCUCUCUCUCUCUCUCUCUCUCUCUCUCUCUCUGUCUCUCUGUCUCUCUCUGUGUAAUCUGAGGGAAGUAUGUGUCUCUAAUAUGGUCAUACAUUUGACAGGAAGUUAGGAAAUGCAGCUCAGUUUCCACCUCAUUUUGUGUGCAGUGUGCACAUAGCCUGUCUGCCUUCGGCUGCCUUUCUCAAUAGCAAGGCUAUGCUCACUGAGUCUGUACAUAGUCAAAGAUUUCCUUAAGUUUGGGUCAAUCACAGUAGUCAGGUAUUCUGCCACUGUGUACUCUCUGUUUAGGGCCAAAUAGCAUUCUAGUUUGCUCUGUUUUUGUAAAUUCUCUCUCUCUCCUCUCCUCUCCUCUCCUCUCCUCUCCGUCUCCGUCUCCGUCUCCGUCUCUAGCCCGGUGUAAAGCUGCACUUUGUGGAGAUGGGGGCGGGGCCUCCAGUCAUGCUGUGUCAUGGCUUCCCUGAGAGCUGGUAUUCCUGGAGAUAUCAGGUAAACACACACAUACUACUCACACACACUCCCUCUCUCUCUCUCUCUCUCUCUCUCUCUCUCUCUCUCUCUGUCUCUCUCUCUCUCUCUCAAUUUCAAUUUAAGGGGCUUUAUUGGCAUGGGAAACAUAUGUUUACGUUGCCAAAGCAAAUUAAAUAGAUCAUAAACAAAAGGGAAAUAGACAAGGGAAACAUUAGUAAACAUUACAGAAAGUUUUAACAGAAUAAAGACAUUUAAAAUGUUAAAUUAUUUCAUAAUAUGUAGCAAUGUACAAAUAGUUAAAGUACAAAAGGGAAAAUAAACAUAAAUAUGGGUUGUAUUUACAAUGGUGUUUGUUCUUCACUGGUUGCCCUUUUCUUGUGGCAACAGGUCACAAAUCUAGCUGCUGUGAUGGCACACUGGUAUUUCACCCAAAAUAUAUGGGAGUUUAACAAAAUUGGAUUUGUUUUCGAAUUCUUUGUGGGUCUGUGUAAUCUGAGGGAAAUAUGUGUCUCUAAUAUGGUCAUACAUUUGGCAGGAGGUUAGGAGGUGCAGCUCAGUUUCUACCUCAUUUUGUGGACAAUGUGCACAUAGCCUGUCUUCUCUUGAGAGCCAGGUCUGCCUACGGCGGCCUUUCUCAAUAGCAAGGCUAUGCUCACUGAGUCUGUACAAAGUCAAAGAUUUAUUGAAUUUUGGGUCAGUCACAGUGGUCAGGUAUUCUGCCACUGUGUACUCUCUGUUUAGGGCCAAAUAGCAUUCUAGUUUGCUCUGUUGUUUUUGUUUUCUCAUGAUUUGGUUGGGUCUAAUUGUGUUGCUGUCCUGGGGUUAUGUGGGGUCUGUUUGUCUCUCUAUAUCUCUGUCUGUCAGAUCCCAGCUCUAGCUGAUGCAGGGUUUAGAGUGUUAUCUCUGGACAUGAAGGGCUAUGGAGAGUCUACGGCUCCACCAGGUUAG
Coregonus sp. 'balchen' is the source of this 4579-nucleotide messenger RNA. The record is from the annotation of a GenBank genome assembly. NCBI's taxonomy places the organism in Eukaryota, Metazoa, Chordata, Actinopteri, Salmoniformes, Salmonidae.